Molecule: messenger RNA, 1698 nt
Organism: Macadamia integrifolia
Lineage: Eukaryota; Viridiplantae; Streptophyta; Magnoliopsida; Proteales; Proteaceae
Product: PI-PLC X domain-containing protein At5g67130-like
Exons: 9
Coding region: 311-1549 (412 amino acids)
Biological process (GO): lipid metabolic process
Molecular function (GO): phosphoric diester hydrolase activity
Source: RefSeq, a predicted model, not a curated record
AGUCAGUUGCUAGUACCCACUACCCACUUCUGGGCCUCUGGCGGUCAAAUCGCUGGAUACCUAGUCGACAACUUGACGGCUGACGCAGUAACUUACGGUUUGGUUUGGUGAGAGGUUCCAGGUCUCCCCUGUUCUUUUCCGUCUUCUCUCUAUCUGCUAAGACCACUAACCAUUCCCCUUCUUCUCUCUUCUCUCUUGAAUCCUGAAACAACCAAAGUGGAUGCUCCUCUAAUCUCUCUCUCUCUCUAUCUCUCUAUCUCUCUAGGGACUGGGGGAUCAAGAUUGGUAUAAGAAACCAAGGAAGAUAGCCAUGGAGAGAUCCCUCUCAUUUCCAAACCUAUGCAUUGCAGCUUUCUUCAUUGCCGCUUCGCUCUUCCCCUGUUCUCCCGCUCUUCAGGCUGGGCGAACCUGCAGUUCGAACCAGAGCUGUGACUCUGGUUUGCUCUGCCAAGCGUGUCCUACGACCGGGAACGCUCAAACAUGUACUCAGAUCCAACCAGUCAGUGCCACCUCCAAGGUUAAUGGGCUUCCUUUCAAUCGGUAUUCAUGGCUGACGACGCAUAACUCCUACGCCCUUUGGGGAGCAAAGUCGGCGACGGGUAGUGAACUCGUCACUUUAACGAACCAGGACGCUUCCAUCACCGAUCAACUCAAUAAUGGUGUUAGGGGAUUGAUGCUUGAUAUGUAUGACUUCUUGAAUGACAUCUGGUUGUGUCACUCCUUUGGCGGAAAAUGCUACAACUUCACUGCAUUUCAACCUGCUAGUAAUGUUUUGAGAGAGAUUCAAACCUUUCUUGUUGCAAACCCUUCAGAGAUUAUCACCAUUUUUAUCGAAGACUACACAGCCCCAGGGGGAUUGACUAAGGUCUUCAAUGCUUCAGGCCUCAUGAAAUUCUGGUUCCCUGUGUCUCGGAUGCCUAAAAAUGGUGAAGAUUGGCCAACUGUGGAUGAUAUGGUAAAGCAGAAUGAACGUUUGUUGGUUUUCACCUCUAAACGUGCUAAGGAGGCCUCUGAGGGGAUUGCAUAUGAGUGGACCUAUAUUGUAGAGAACCAAUAUGGUGAUGGUGGGAUGAUAGCGGGUUCCUGUCCAAACCGUGCAGAAUCAUCUCCCAUGAAUACAACAACCAAGUCACUUGUCCUCCAGAACUUCUUCCCCGAUAACCCAAAUCAUGAUACGGCUUGUGUAAAUAAUUCUGCUCCACUUAAGAGCAUGAUGAAUACCUGCUACAAAGCAGCUGGUAAUCGGUGGCCAAACUUCAUAGCUGUUGAUUAUUAUGAGAGGAGCAAUGGAGGGGGUGCACCAUCAGCUGUAGAUGUAGCUAAUGGUCAUCUAACCUGUGGAUGUACCAACAUUGCCUAUUGCAAGGCAAACGCGACCUUCGGAACAUGUGAGAUCCCAGCCCCAGAAGCCAGUCCCACCCCUACAACCCAAGGAACGACUCCAGGGGCAAAUAGCAGCGUUGCUUCCUUGGAGAAAAGACCAUUUCAACUGCGGUGGUUGGUUGCUGCAGUCUCAGCUUGUGCUCUGUCAACGUUACUCUGGUUAUAGUUUCUCUUAUAUUUCUUCAUUUGUUUCCCCAACCAUUUAUACACAACAUUCCCAAAAAUUAUUUGUCCACGGAAAUUAUGAUUUUUUCUUUUUUCCCGGCUGAUUUAAUAAAGAGAGCUUUUAGUGGUAACCACAUCGGUUACAGGUUA